AUGCCGGGCAUCGAACCGGCCCUUCAGGUCGAUUCGACGGGUUCAACAGGGAUCAUCACUGCACGAGGACCUUCGAAAUCUGACCCGCCACGACCUUCAAGUCAAGUCGUUUCGACCACUCCGCCCAAAAUGAGCUCUGCACCGACUCCAGUACGUCAUUCGCCGGCUCACAAGGCAGCAACCACCACCACCUCCACUGCGAGCGCGACAGCCCACGAGAUCGCGCCGACGAGCGGAACAAGUCCGACGGGUAGUGGCGAGGGCAAACGACAGUCUCCACUGGGCGAGAGGGCAAGAGGGCAUCCACAACAGCAAAAUAUCAAACAACAGCGAAGUGGAGUAGCUGGGUCCAACUCUAGGGAUCGAAGCAAGCAUAGUGAGUCCGAUAUGCUCGUUCGCUGAUGGACGGCGUAGAGGACAGCGGUUGGUCGGCUUGAACCCCGAUUCCGAAAUGACGUAGGCAUUCAAACGGCUGUUGGAGGCGCGCGAAUGAGUGAGAGCGGCAAGGGGAUCGUCUGGGUCUCUACACAACUAGCAUACCUUGCUUAUCAAAAUUUCAAUGCAUACACUUCUCAUUGAAUAUCGAAACGAACGCUAACCCUUCUUUGCAAUCACCCGUCGUCCCCGCAGAAGGCCAAUCGAUCUCGCUUCGAACUUCUCCGACACACCAGGCUGCUUCGGACGCACGCUCGACCCCUGGCUCGGGGAGGUCAUCCUCUUCCAGAGUAAGUUACCUAUCCAUCGACUCAAUGGGGUGUCUCUUCACGACACUAAAACCCAAACUCGCAGAACCUCCUGAUAAACACCUACACCACCUCGCGCCACCCGGGCUCAGGAGACGACUCGCCUAUGACGAGCAACCCGAUGUGUCGAGGACAGUCUGAUUUUUCGAGGAGCAGUCCUGCGACGACAGCGACGUAUUUAUCAUCUGCGUCAUCCGAUAACGCUCACGGCUACUCCGUUCCAGGAAUGAGGGAAGACGAACGGUAUGCGAACAUGCACUCCGGAUAUUUAGAGCGACCCCACGCUUCUACAAGUCGGUCAUUCGUAUCGCCGAGCUCGCCUCAGAUGAUGUCGUACGCUGCACCGCAAGGAUACGGCCACUAUCCACCGAUGUCGCCAGAGUCACAACAUCCCCCUCAAAUGUACAGCAAUGGCCAGCAGACUUACGUCCUCGACUCGUCGGGCCAGUAUCGAUCGGAAUCACUAGGCCAGGCCUGGUCCCCGGGUUACCCUCCGCCGCAGCAGUACCACGUUCAAUACGUGCCACAGUACACCACCGCCUCGCCUGCCAUGACGAGCCACGGACAGAUGUACUCUCCCGCGAUUUCGUCUGCUCCUUUCAUGUGCCCGAGCUCGUCGGAUAGGCACCACAGCAUCAGCGAGCACUACACGGGCAUGACGUACGCUUAUCCGGGCGAACGUACGUCUCCAAUGUCGGAGGGCUUGAGCAUGUUCUCGCAACCACCGCAUUCAGGACGUGAUCGACGACCCAGCAACACCUUUUCGGAUGGAUCGAGUUAUGGUCACGAUAAUCGAUCGUACCAUUCCAUGGACAUGUCGACGGGUUCACCUUACGCGACGGCGGGAUAUUCAGCUGUGCCGGGCUACCCCUAUUAUCCGCAGCAGCAGCAGUAUUCGCACCAGCAGCAAUUCGCACCGCAGCGCCACGGCCCCCACCAUCAGCAGCAACAACAAAUGCACCUCCGAAUGCAGCAACAUCAUCCUAAUCGUCAAUUCCAUACUCAUAAUAUGUCUGGGCCUUUAUCCCCCACCAUGUCAUACUCGGGUGGCUACGAGCAGCAGUCUGCGCAGGCCCACGCUUCCGACUAUCCCUCCUCCUACGUUUCAGGCGAGCCCCAAGUCUACGUACCGCCUAUCGAGGUCUCUCGAGGCCAGUUGGCUCAGUCUAGGCUCCACGACGCCAUCUAUUCUCGCGACACCAAGUAUUCGAGCCGUCCCCCCACAGCCGCGAUGACGACCCCAGUUGGCGCACACGGUGGAUUAGCCAUGCCCAAGCCACCUGCCCAUUCUCCUCACGCACUGUGGGUGGGCAAUGUCCCGGCGGAUGCAACGCACGCCGAACUAUGGCGCUUCUUCGCUGGUCGUCCUCCACCCGCGUCUUCCCCGUCCUCUUCAUCGAACGCUUCGGUCGUUGAAGGCGGUGUCGACUUGCGUUCGAACGGAAUCGAAUCGAUCCACUUGAUCGCUCGGUCGAACUGCGCGUUCGUUAACUACGCCUCGGACGUGCAUCUACAACAUGCGAUCACCGUCUCGAACGACCUCCCCUUGCGACCCCACGAUCCGAGGGCCAAGAACCUCAUCUGCCGAGUCCGUAAAAAGGAAGAUGAUGCCAAAAGUGGAGUAGGCGCACAACGCAUCGGAGGAAUGCACCAUGCUUUCGUGGCAGCUCGGAAGCACGAAGAAACGAGAGCAGCCAAAGAAGCGGCCGAUUCGGCUCGGGAAAUCACAUCGGGGCCAGGGCAACAGGAGGAGGAUGGUAGAGUACGAUCAAGCGGUGAAACUCGCGUCGCGUCCAUCUCCAGCGUCGGCGGAAAUUCCAUCUCGAGCACAAGCACGAGUAGUUCGUACCUCGCUCGGCACUUCAAGAAGCGGUAUUUUAUCCUGAAGGUCAGUUACAGGAAAGGCUAACCGGUGUCGGAUUUUCCUGGGAGACACUGACCCGCUUUUGAUUUUUGCGCAGUCGCACGACGAGAAUGAUCUUCAUCUUUCGGUCGAACGAGGCUUGUGGGCCACCCAGAGUCAUAACGAGGUAAACCUCCCGAGGAAUCAUCUCCGCACACCAAGCUCCAACUAAUGCGAAUAUAUCUCUUCGCUGUAGCCCAUCCUUCACCAAGCGUUCAAUACGGCGACGGACGUCUUCUUGAUCUUCAGCGCCAACAAAAGCGGAUGCUUCUUUGGCUAGUACGUGCUGCAGGUACUCCUUAGAGUGAGUUAAAAAUGGCUGUACUGACCCAGCCUUUCGAUAUUGCAGUGCACGGAUGACGUCAGGUGUCUCCAACGAUCUCAAGAAGCGUGUGUCGUGGUCGUCUCGUGAACCCUCACCGAACUCGAAAGACUCGCAAAAUUCGUCCCUCGAUUCGUCGAACUCGAAGGACUCGUUGAACUCGAAUGCUUCGAAAGGAAGCCGUGCUAGUAUGAUGCCUCGCUCCUCGGCGAUUCUUGAGGAAAACGAGGACAAUGUUGAGCCCCCAGAAGAGAAGGAGGAAGUAGAGGAGGUGGCAAAUGGCUCCCGAUCGCCUGCGGUCGAAAUCUCGAACGGCGUCAGCUUAAAGACCUUGCCCAUUCUGUUCUCACCUUCAGAGAACCGAUGGCUUGACAAAUCUCCUUUAUCUCUUAGUCCUGCCGGAGGACCCACAACAGAAUCGGCUCCCGCUACCCUGGCUCCUGAGACGAAGGAAGCGUUCGCUGUCGGUUCCGCCACACUCGACCCGAACCAACUUCGUCUUCAUCGCUUGGUCAUCGAUGACGAAUCUGGACCUAGUACAGAAGCCAAAGCGCAAAGUGCCCCAGUGAGGACUCACCGAGCGGUCUUGACACAACAACUCUUGGGUGGAAGUGACGCGCCGAGUACGUUGGGUGCCGAUGGGGUACGAAGGAAGGAUAUGGUCAUCAGUCCGCUGGAGAAGAGUGAACGAAUGGGAAAGCUUGGAGUUAGGUGCGUCUCGGUGUUUCGCAUCGCUCCCAAAAGAACUUGAAAACUGAAAUUGGCGCACUUUACCGUAUCAGUCUAUCCCCGAUCGAAACUAUCGAAGCGGCACUGCCGCAGCCGCACGAAGACUCCCUUGGUUGGGGACGACCGUUCUCUGUCAAAUGGUUGAAAGUGUAGGUGCAGCGAUUGAACACUGCAGUACCUCUCAAGUGGUACUUACUCGCUUUCCCUUUUUCUCUCUAUCUUAGCUCCACGCUACCAUUCUCUCAAUGUAAGCACAUCCGCAACGAGUUCAAUGGCAACCGCGAAGUAAAAAUUUCUCGCGAUGGUACGUCAUGGUGCGAUUCCGACGUCGGCUAUUCUGACCACUGACUUUUAUGUUUGUCUCUACGCUUGAAUAGGAACCGAAGUCGAACCUUCGGCGGGUGCAGCACUGAUAGCACAGUUUGAUGUAGAGUGA
Molecule: messenger RNA, 4133 nt
Organism: Microbotryum saponariae
Lineage: Eukaryota; Fungi; Basidiomycota; Microbotryomycetes; Microbotryales; Microbotryaceae
Source: the annotation of a GenBank genome assembly